This is a messenger RNA of Pelecanus crispus (Dalmatian pelican), 5763 nucleotides long. Lineage: Eukaryota; Metazoa; Chordata; Aves; Pelecaniformes; Pelecanidae. The record is from RefSeq and is a predicted model, not a curated record.
AUGAGUUAUCCUGUGAGAGAAGGAAAGGGUUGGAAUCAUUAUGUUGAGGAAGAGGAAAGGAUUACAUUUAUAGGUUUUGCUGAAGAGAUGGGUACUGCUCAUUUGCAGGAGUUGGCAGCUGUUUCUGCAGAGCUCCCAGAUGUUCUGAAAUCGCUCCAGCUGUGCAAACUAAAAGAAAAUGAGGUUAUGUUUCUAAAAGAUGUAAAGAAAACCUUGGCAAAACCUUAUGUCAUGAAACAUCAGAAUCAACUUCCUGAAGUGUUUUGUGUGAUGAGACUGUCUCCUUCAUUCCCAAGGAUCAAAGUUGAUUAUAUAUUUACCUUGCUGAGCAAGUAUACCACAGGCAUAAGAUAUGCAGUGGAAAUAAACUCAUCGCAAAAACAUCAAACAGAGACAUCCCAUGGAGAAGAUGAUGACACUAAUCAGUCAGUUUCUUCAAUUGAAGAUGAUUUUGUCACUGCUUUCGAACACUUAGAUGAAGAUGAGCCUUCAAAGAUACAAAGUGCUGGUGCGUGCAGCUUGACUUCUCGAAACCAUCGAGAUGCUGCUUCACAGACCAUCCCUGCUCAAUGUUUAGAAGCUGUUGACUCAAAGAUCCUUGUGGGUUCUGCACGUCGAAAGUCGUCUGCCAGAUCUUCUACUUUGAUUGAUAUUUUGGGACUUAAGGAACUGUCCUCAGUAAAAAAUUCAGUUACAACCUCAAUUUCUGAUCCUUGGAUACAAAGGAGUUUCUAUAAGCCAUAUAAUCCUUCUGAUCAAGGUGUUAAUUUUUUAUGUAAAACAUUGUUUUCCUCCUCUCCAGCUGAGUCCUCUGAGUCAGAUUGCUCCAGCCCAAGCCCCAUCAUCUUCUUAGAUGAAGAAGGGUAUCAAAAAAGUUUGAAGGCAAAACUUCAGCUGCCAAAAAUUCCAGUAGUGAAAGAUGGUAUAGAGGAUUCGGACUCAGAAGUAAGUGAAUUUUUUGAUAGUUUUGAUCAGUUUGAUGAGCUGGAACAAGCCUUGGAAAACUCUUGUAAAGUUAUUAGGGAUCCCAUCCUAGGGAAUCCCUCCCAGAAAAGGAGGACUGCACAUGAACAAUUGUCUUUUGCAAGCAUUACAAUGAAUCCUCAGAAAUUCAAGUUUGAUCGUCCCACUCUCCCAGCCAAUGUAAAGAAACCAACUCCUCGUAAACCAGAAUCACCAUAUAGCAGUGUCUUUGAUGUCCCGGAUUCCCCUCGCCCAGUUAAAACAUCGGGGGAAGAGAAUGGAGGCUUGUUCAGCCCUAUUAGAUCAUCGGCUUUCAGCCCACUAGGGAGCUGUGGUUCUUCUGAAUGUUUAUGUCGAAUUAAUCUUGGUGGAGAUGGGACAGGUCAAAAUCACCAUGAUGCAGUUUAUAAUAGUUAUUCAGCAUACGCUGAUAGUGUUUCAUUUGAAAUACUGGGUUCUGUUUUUCAUUCCGAGUCCUCAUCGGAACAGGUAUGUGCAAGAAAUGAUUUGAAACACAAAGGGAUUGCAUUGAAAGAGAAAAAAGGUCAAGCUGCAGAUCUCAAAAUGAAGACUGGUAAGGAAUCAGAUAAACAAGCAAAAUCUAAACAUAAAUCAUUAAUGAUUAGAGAUAGCAUUCAAAAAUUUGCAACUGAAUUAGUUGAAAAAAGUUUUGGCAGUGCAUUUAAAGACCUGCAAAAAGGCGUUUCUUCAUGCACCAAUGCACUUUGUCAUUUGGCUGCUAGGUUAACUUCUUCAGUCUUUCAGAUGGCUUUUUAUGAGAUUGGAAGACGUAGAGCAAUCUCCCUGAAGGAGCGUGCCAUUAAUGGGAUAGCCAGCUUUUUGGUGAGUGAAGCUAUAACUGGUGCUUUGAAAGAACUGCGGCACGUAAAGAAACAAAUAUUUACCAACACCGUUGCACGGUUUGCGGCAGACCUUGCUGAAGAACUUGUGUUUGAAGGAAUCAUGGAAGUAUGCCAGUUUUCAUAUCCAUCGACACCUACAGCUGCACAGCCUUCAUCAUUUGAUUAUGAAGACAAAGUGGUAAGAUCCUAUGCCAGAGAUUUGUCUGAAUCUGUCAUUCAGGAGGCUUUUAUUGAACUAUCUCAGGUUGAUGUGACCUUCACAACACAAGCAGCCAUUAGUGUUUCCAUGGACAACAUUAAAUAUGUGAGCGCAGAAAGUACGUUAGAGUCAACACGGACUUCCACGGUUUUUCCUAAUUUUAAUGAUAGGGUAGCACUGAAGCCAAUCCAAGAUUCCAAGAAGGAAUACACAGUACAGCAAGCUCUAUUUUGCACCUCUGGUGUUGUAAGUUCAAUACCUGUGCCCUUAGCUGGAAGAGCUCUUUGUCAACAUCAGGUUUCCUCUGAUGCUUAUAAAGCAAGAGUAUCCACUGCUCCGAAUUCUGAUGACAAUAUGAAAAUAUACAAAGAUGCCACUCAUCCAUUUUUCACAAGCAGAAAGAGAGAGGAGGAAGUUGCUUCUUUCAGAAAUAUAUACCUGACUUCCGAUCACAGUCAAAGUGCUGAAAAUACUUCAUCACUCUUAUAUAACCAAAAUGAUAUCAAACAAACAAAUAACAGAUCUGGAAUGAACAAUAAUUCAGAAUUAACAGGAGCGUCAAAAGGCAUUAAUACUUUCUCUGGAACUAUGGUAGAUAUGAUAGUAAAUGAAGCUUAUGAAGCCAUAACCUCAUCUAGAGUAACUAAAGCAGUGGAAGAGUAUACAGAUUUUUUAACAAGAAAAAUAAUAGAUAAAAAACCUUAUGUGCAAUGUGUUGAUGAAGAUUUCCCCAAGAAUGUGUUUGCAGAUCACUUGGCCAAGUAUGUCAUAACACAAUCUGUGGAUGAAAGUAAAAACGUGUUAUGCAACACUAGUGAGAAUUUACCAUGUAAUGUGAGCUCACACGCUUAUGCAGGUAUCGGUAGAAAAGAACAAUGUGUGAUAAAGAAGCAAGAGGCUGAGAAACAAAGUAAUGUUUCUAUAAUUGUGGAACAACAGCAGAUGCCUUUGAAUAAUCCAUGUAAAUUUCUUCUUACUCCAACUCAUUCUGUUCAGUGUUUUUCAGAAUCUAAAGAUUGUUGGCAGGAACAAAAAGGACACAGGUUUUCUUCAAAAUCACCACCGCCUUGUUCCACUGUGACUUUUGCCAGGCAUGUUCUAGAGGACUUUACUGACUCGGGAAGCUGCUCAAUAACAUACUUAAACAAGCCCUCAAAAAACCAUGAUACUCUGAAACCAUCAUCAGGACCUUUGACUUACAGGCAGGCUGAUUGUUUUCUGCAUACAAAUAGCUUUUCUUCAGUGGUGUUCGGCAGUGAAGAUGCUUUGCAGAUGGAAGAUAAAUCAAGUCUCAAAGAUGGAAAUACCUGUGUAAUGCCUGAUACACCCCCACCAACUCCUUUAGUACCAUGUCAAGGUAGUUCUGAAAGAAACCUAAGAAAACUGUCUAAGAAACUCAAGGGAGAAUUAGCAAAAGAAUUUGCACCUGCAACACCACCUUCUACACCAUACAAUCCAUCUGUUACUGGUUUAUCUGAAACUGAACAUGACUCUUUGGAAAAUGAGGAAUUUAUGCUGAAACUUAUGCGGUCGCUUUCUGAAGAAGUGGAAAGUAGUGAAGAUGAAGAUCAUUCUGAAAUGCCUGUUGAGAAAGAGCAGCAUUCAGAAAAAACAAUUCAGUAUGCAGAUUGCUUAGCUAGCCAUAUAAUUUCAGUAGCGACUGAAAUGGCUGCUUCCCAUUUAGAUGGUAAAACAAAUGAAAGAGACGCUGAUAGGCAGGUUCAGUUAGGUAUGCAAAACAAAAGAUGUGGAUAUGCUGCAUUUAUAAAUAUCCCAGAAGAGACGUGCAGUUCUUUAUGGAAUUAUGCAGGUGAUAUGGCAGGGAAAGUCAUCAAUGAGGCCAAGAAAAUAGUGAAAUCAAGGCAUUGUAAACUGUUGAAGUUGAAGCGCGUUAACUGUCAGGUGGAUUGCCUUUAUCUGAGAAGAGGCGAUAAAGAUUAUAGUUCAAAAGAACAGUGUGGUCCAGUGCGGGACCAGUGGCUGGGGGAGAAGGAUUCAUCUGUACUUCCUUUACCACAAGGUUCAGGCAUGACAGGUUUGACUUCCAAAUACCCAAGCUGUGAGAGUGUGACUGAUGAAUAUGCAGAUCAUAUUAUUCGAGUUUUGAAGAGAGAAGGUGGUGAUGCUGAACUGUUGAUGGAUCAGUAUGCUAGCAGACUUGCUUACAGGUCUGUCAAAUCAGGCUUACAGCAAGCUGCUAGAAAAACUAAAUUGAGAUACAACAGAAAGACGUUUCCUGGGCAAAAUGCACAGGUAAAUGGUAAGCUGGAGCUGAUCAAAGCAGUCAAUAAAGAUGCAGUACAGCAGGUGAAAAGCAGCAUUCAUUGCUGUGAAGACCAACCAUAUGAAAGGAGUAUUGGCACACAGAGAACAGAAUGCACAGAGUUGUUACAUUUUUCAGAAUCCCUUGCUCGCAGUAUCACUUGUGAUGUCAGGAAGAAAUUGAAAAUGUCGGGAGCAUGUUUGCCAAAGUCUCUAACAGAUUCCUGUCUGUAUAAAAAGACUGAAUUUGAUGAAGUCACAGGGGAUCUUAUUAAAACAAGAUUUUCUAGGACAUUUCUUCCUUUCUCCCCGGAUCAUAAACUGUAUCAUAGUACAGGCAGUUUAAAUGAAAAUGGCUACAGUGAAGGCAUAAUUCAAGCUAUAGAACAAUACGCUAGGAAAGUAGCAGAUGAUACUCUAGAAAUGAGUUUAGAGUCGGCUGUUCUCCAUGUGGCUGAAAACAGAAAAAAUGGGGAUAGGCUCUCAUAUACUGAGAAACUGUCUCCUUUUUCUGGAACUGUCUGUAGAUGCUGCAGUAUGAAGGAACAUCGGUACUGUACAGAAAGUACAUCUCAUGAUCUACCCGCGCAAGAAGCCUCCAUUCCAGUGAGGCAUUUUCUUCAUUCUGGAUUAGGUGGUGCCUGUCAAAAAUCAAGAGUGUUUCAGCUUGAUAUUCCUAAAAUUCACGUUGAUGUAGAACAGAAGAUGGUGUUUUCUGACAAGGGGGCUACUGCGGCCGUAGAGAAAGCAGGAGAACUGAGUUACACAAGUAUGACAGCUGACAGUGGUAUUGGACAAGAUGGAGUCAGUUUUGCUGAAAGCCUUACUACUGAAAUAAUGACAUCAGCUAUGACUAAUAUUGGUCAGGCAGUUAACAUAAGCUCUGUUGGAAGAGAAGGAUUUCAUUCUGUUGAAUCUGUUGUUAGCCAGCAGAUGAGUCUUAGUAUUGGUGAUGAUAGCACUGGGAGUUGGUCCAAUCUAAGUUUUGAAGAUGAACAUCCUGAUGAGAGCAGCAGUUUUCUUCACCUCAGUGACAGUAAUGGUAACAGCAGUAGCUGGAGCAGUCUUGGUUUAGAAGGUGAUAUGUAUGAGGAGAAUUUAUCCUUUCCAACAUCAGACAGUGAUGGAACAGAAGAUAAAGAUGAGGACUGCAAGGAUGCUGUAGAAGGUUUGGAGCAAGCACGAAAGACUUUAGCAAUAGUGAAUGUUGAUCUGGAACCAAAUCUAGUGGACCCCCAGCUCAGAGCAGCACUCCAGUGGCUGGCAGCUUCUGAAACAGAGGUGUCUGAUCUUCACUUUCAUGACACUGCUAUAAGGGAAUUUGUCUUUCUUUCCAGAAGACUGCGAGAAAGAGAUUGGAAAGUUGGAGAUCUCUUGCAAGCAGUGCUGAAAUAUUGUGAAAUGAUAGAGAAGGCAUGUGAUGGAGACCAAGCUCUAAAUAAGUCUUUGGUUGGCUGGCUUCUGGAAAAUGUCUGA